AUGUCGCGUAUUAUAAACUUUUUUGUACUCUGCUGUCUUCUCGAAAAUGUUUUCUCAUUAUCUAUUAGACAGAAUGACAGUGAUGUAGUUAAAGUAGAAGAGUACAUAACGAGUAAAAAGCCAGAAAUUAAUACACGGUAUCGGUUACACUAUCAUCUGUCGCCGCCAGUAGGAUGGAUGAAUGAUCCAAAUGGAUUCUCCUUUUUCAAGGGUGAAUUCCAUAUGUUCUACCAGUUCUACCCUUAUGACAGCGUGUGGGGUCCAAUGCAUUGGGGUCAUUUCUCUAGUCCUGAUCUGGUACAUUGGAAUCGCCUCCCCACGGCGUUGGUUCCUGGACAGGAAAUGUGUUUUUCCGGCAGCGCUGUGGCCGACGGCGACACCCUUACUCUUAUUUACACAGGACGUGAGGUUACUGAUGAAGAUCCUUUCUUUAAAGAAGGUCAAUAUUUAGCAUUUAGUGACGACGGUGUAACUUUUCACAAAUAUAAGGGAAAUCCCGUCUUGACUUCAAGUGAGUCUCCAGAUUUUCGGGACCCUAAAGUGUGGAAACAUGGAGACUAUUGGUACAUGGUUAUUGGAACAAAGACUGAAGAGGAAAAUGGUAAGGUUGUACUUUAUUCAUCUGAAGACUUGAAGAGCUGGACGUUUUUAUCUGUGAUUGGACAAUCGAAUGGCGAAAUGGGAUACAUGUGGGAGUGUCCAGAUUUCUUCGAACUGAAUGGAAAACAUGUACUAUUGAUGUCCCCUCAAGGUUUAAAAGCCCAAGGAGAUCGUUACAAAAAUACCCACCAGACUGGGUAUAUCAUUGGUAGUUUUAAUUAUGAGACAUAUGAAUUUAUUCCAGAAAUCGAUUUCCAGGAAAUUGAUUUUGGUCAUGAUUUUUAUGCCAGUCAAACGACGGAGCAUAAUGGUAAAAGGUAUUUAGUUGCCUGGUUUAGUAUGUGGGAGGUUGAACAUCCCGAAGAUGUAGAUGGUUGGGCUGGUGCUUUGACUAUUAUUAGAGAAUUAAAUUUAAUUGGUAAUCGAAUCACAAUGAAACCAGUAGACGAAAUAACAUCACUAAGAGAAGAACCUGUAAGUAAUGAGAUUUUCCAAAUCGGUGAAGUAAGAAACUUACCCGAAGCGUCUGAAUUGAUUAUAGAAGGUGAGUUAGACUCACAGAUUGAAUUGCUAUUUGAGGGUUCUGAGGGGGGUGGUAAGGUUUGGCUUCGCUGGAAUCCAGAAGAUGGAAAAGUCAGUGUCGACAGAGGUUCUGAAGAUAUAAGACAGGUGGAAUGGGUACCGAUAGAAUCUAAAAGUUGGCGAAUUUUCUUAGACGCUAGCAGCCUGGAGUUAUUCUGCGGGGAAGGAGAAGUAGUAUUUAGUACUAGAGUUUACCCAGACGGUGAAUGGAGACUUACCAAUUUGAGCCCUCAACCUUUAUCCAUAGAAGCAUAUCGUUUAAAGAGAAGUGUACCUGAAUAA
Messenger RNA from Leptosia nina, 1464 nucleotides. NCBI's taxonomy places the organism in Eukaryota, Metazoa, Arthropoda, Insecta, Lepidoptera, Pieridae. The record is from the annotation of a GenBank genome assembly.